Messenger RNA from Exserohilum turcica Et28A, 2614 nucleotides. RefSeq lists its product as uncharacterized. Gene Ontology annotation, cellular component: cytoplasm. Gene Ontology annotation, molecular function: ATP binding; protein serine/threonine kinase activity. Gene Ontology annotation, biological process: intracellular signal transduction; protein phosphorylation. NCBI's taxonomy places the organism in Eukaryota, Fungi, Ascomycota, Dothideomycetes, Pleosporales, Pleosporaceae. The record is from RefSeq and is a predicted model, not a curated record. The transcript has 7 exons. Bases 60 to 2363 code for a protein of 767 amino acids.
GGUGUCAAUCCUGUCGCUCGCCUACUUAGAGACCGCCCGGCUCCUCGCCCUGCCAAGUCAUGUCACACUCGCCCACGUCAAACUCGCUCUGGAAACGGCCCUCGGACUCCAGCCUCAAGCUCUACUCGUCCCAGCCCUCGCUCCAAGUCCCUGCUGUCUGCGACGCCGGCCGCCCCCCGCCAGUCAAGUACAUGUCAACACCCGCCUACCAGAGCCCGUUACGCCACCACAAGCGCGCCGCCUCGUCGACGAGACGUGUCAAGGAAACGCUGAAUGCGCGCUCCGAGUACAGCAACAGCGAAGAUGACGGCAGCGCCCAACAUCGCAUCAACCAGUACCUGGUCAAGCAGGAGAUUGGCCGCGGCUCGUUUGGAGCGGUCCACCUCGCCGUAGACCAGUAUGGCCAAGAAUAUGCUGUCAAGGAGUUCUCCAAGUCGAGACUGCGAAAACGCGCACAGUCGAAUCUCCUCCGCCGGCCGGCGGCGUCGAAGCGCAUGCGUGCUCUGCCGGCUGGCAUAGGCUUCAAUUCCCCGCUCCACCGCCACUCGACAACCGAGGAGAACAAUGCCUUUGAGCUCAUCAAGGAGGAGAUUGCCAUUAUGAAGAAGCUCAACCACCCCAACCUUGUCACGCUGAUUGAAGUGCUCGACGACCCCGAAGAGGACUCGCUGUACAUGGUCAUGGAAAUGUGCAAAAAGGGCGUUGUCAUGCAAGUCGGCCUCGAGGAGCGCGCCGACCCGUACAGCGAAGAGCAGUGUCGGUGUUGGUUCAGAGACAUGAUCUUGGGUCUCGAGUACCUACACGCCCAGGGUAUCAUCCAUCGAGAUAUCAAGCCUGACAACUGCCUGGUCACCGAGGAAGAUGUUUUGAAAAUCGUCGAUUUCGGAGUCUCGGAAAUGUUCGACAAGGAAGGCGAGAUGAAGACUGCCAAGUCGGCUGGCUCGCCGGCUUUCAUGCCGCCCGAGCUGUGCGUGGCCAAGCACGGUCAAGUCUCUGGAAGAGCUGCAGACAUAUGGUCGAUGGGAUGCACGCUAUACUGUCUUUUGUUUGGAAGGAUACCAUUUGAGAAGCACGGCAUGAUUGAACUGUACCAGUCGAUACGGCUAGACCCAAUAGAGUUCGACACUGAAUGCGGCGACGACCUCAAAGACCUGCUACUGAGACUGAUGGAGAAGGAUCCGCAGAAGCGAAUAACCAUGGAGCAGAUCAGGGAACAUCCAUGGGUCACACGACAAGGAACUGACCCUUUACUGCCAAAGUCUGAGAACGUCGCCGUCAUCAUUGAGCCACCGACAGACGAGGAGGUCAAUGCAGCUAUCACGGGCAACAUGGGCCAUCUAGUCACAGUGGUGCGUGCUGUGAAGCGCUUCAAGCAACUAUUAUUUAGGCGACGGCCAGACCGCAUAGAAAGUAUACUAGGUAGUGCCUCGCGCAUCGUUCAGCCUCCCCUAUCUAUGCGACCGUCGGCAUUGCGCAAAUCAAAAUCACAAGACACACAUGAUCGCAGACCAGUCGAGGGCGCGCUUUCUGCCGAGGGCGUGCACCACCAAAUCAAGGUUGACGACAAAGGACUCAGGCUGCCACAUAACAUGGAUGACAUGGCAUACACCAAGUCUGGGAAGCGCCCUGGUAGGCUCACCGCAUCUAACAGCCCGACUAUACAGAGUCCUUCAAGUCUCGGGGAAGGUAGAAUCACGCAUGAAAACCUGUCGAUCCGGCCUGGCCCUGUUCAUUCCAUUUCAACCCCCACAGGCACCAUUGCCUCGGCAUCAUCGCCAACAACACCCAUUGGUAAAGGACAUGCGCAUAACCCGCUAGAAGACACCCUUUUCCUCAAUAUCGGAACUGGCGAGAACUUUCAACCAGCGCCCGAGGACGGAUGUGUCGUCUCCGAAUCGCCCUCCAACGUCGACAUCAAUGUCUAUGAAGCGGCUUACGAAGAAGAGGUGCAGCGUAUUAUUGCACAGCGUCGGGACCAGCACAACAACCGCCGGCCAACACUUUACCUCACGCGACGUGUCGAAAAUGUCAAGUCGAUUCGUGACAGCGACGCCAUCUUUGAUGAAGGCCAGGACCUGCGUCAGAACAUCAAGGUCAGUCUCAAGAGCUUUGUUACCAAGACAAAAGAGGAUAUCGAGGCGCGAGGCGAGCUGCAGAAGAUACAAGACGGCAAGGAAGGAAAGCUGAGCAGGACCAUGCGUAACGUGAGAGAGGCUAAGAGACUUGUCGAGGAGGCACGAGAACGUGUCAAGACGGAAGAGCGAGAGCGAGAGAGGGAGAGGAGCAGGAGCGCAACGCCGCUUCCUCGGAACAAUAGCUCUGCCAGUGCGCUCAGUCGGAGUGGCACACCUGUGCAGAGUUGAGCAGUGCCCGGGGAUUACGUGUACCAACCCGGGCUUCUCUAGUGUUACACGGCACCUUGUACAGAUAAAGGCCAGCAUUUCGUACCAUGUGUAACGGGCUGAACGCCCUUUAGAUAGCUCCUCGAUGGAAUCUCGGUCAAGCAGCAGACGCCAGGUCUUACUCUGCAACCCGGCAUCUGUGCGAGGCCUGAGCGGCGCCCAGACGACGCGCUCAGACACUCGGUGCAACCUUUCUCCGACAAGUAAAUAAA